UUGUUUCUGUUGAAACAAUGGAUUGCUUCCAUUGUUUCCCUCAUCUGUAAUUCGCUUUGGAUAAAAGCAUCUGCUAAAUGACUAAAUGUAAAUGUUUCAGAAUUUAAGCAGGAAUUAUUACAUUUUUAUUUAUCAACCACUUUUUCUUUGGAGUAACGUGUACCUAUUUUAAUUGCAUAAUAAAAUGUUUUUUAUAAAUUACCUAGUGUCAAUUUACACUUACAUGAUGUAUAUACAAAUUUUCAGUUGUUUUAGUUCAGUUGCUAGUGUCUGCCGCUAGAUGUCGCCGUGACCUCGAGUAUCACUUUAAACCGCCGCUUCUCGCUCUCCACGAUGGACAGCUAAAGUGUCCAAUCUACACUCAGGCCAGCGCGAUUGUGGGCGGGCGUUACAGUUCAGCUCGAUUGCAGGGUGUUGCGUAAGCGACUGGUUUUAGGACAGCUGGUUUGCAUGUGAGAUGUGAUUAACAAAAGAGAAAACCACAGCGACAGGGAGGAAAUGCUACAUGCAAAAUAAUGGAGCAUUUGUGACUGACGAAAUGACACAUACGCAGCAUUUGGACAGACUCUUCACCAGAUGUUAUUGAGUAAAUGGAUUCAAGAGGGAUGAAGCUGCUAACCUGCAAACAUUUGCUUUUCGUUUACAUAUUUACUUCUUCAACAAAUGAUGCCAAUCAAUCAAAAAUCAACAAUCCCUCUGGAAAGAGGCACGAUGUGAAAAAUCAUGACAGUAUCAUCAUAAUGGGUACAGAUGGUUUUGUGGGACAAAUGCAAAAAGAUGACAAGAAAGUAUUGUUUGUUAGUUCAAUUCUGAAUGGAUCAUAUGAAACAAAUUACAGUUAUGAUCCUGGUGUGUCUUUAUUUCAAAUGGCCAGUGUGUACGAGCUGAGCGUAAGCAGAAAUAAUGCGCCUGCCAUUGUCUGUCUGAUUAAAGGAAGGUCAUGGGUUAAAGAGGUUUUUGACAGCACAGACAGUACAAAUUGUCUUGUAUGUAAGUGGCCCACCCCAAAUACUGCAUCCUUAGUACAACUGAACAAGCCUAAUAUAACCUGCCUGAAACCAACGGAGAAAUGUCAGAAGGCAGAAUACAAAACACAAAGCUGCACCACCAGUAAUAAUACAAACAUAAUUGGGAUUCAUGAGAAUGGUACUGCUACUUGUUAUAAGUGUGGAUCUCCUGUACAAAAUCUGACAGCUAUUAGGCUGAAUACUUCACAGACAUUUCAAGGAGAAGAGGUAGAUGCUGGGAAGGCAGCUAAGGUCAUGGAUAACCUCCAACAAUUGCUGCCUCUGAUGGGGAAUUUGACUGAAGUAUGUGUGUGUAUGGGUGAUGUUCAGGGUGUUGUGAAGAAAAUUGACACUGAAGAAGCUAUCACAACAGUUGCCUUUAUAUACUCGUCAGAAAACGGGGUCACUAUUUUAGAUGACGUGGAUGAAAUAAAAAAAUUCCCCGGUGCUUUCAUCAUUCCAAAAGAAGCUGCUCAGAAAGCAUUCAAUCAAACCCAAGGAAAAGCUCUUCUGGGCAUAUUCCGGUUUUCCAACAUGACAAAGGAUGAAAACAACAGUGAGGUUUUAAAUAAUGAUGUUUAUGCAAUUGAAAUGGGGACAGACAUUUCUAAUCUAACUGAGGGUAUCCAGUUACGCUUCCAGUAUAAAGAGGAUAAAGCACGUCCUGUCUGUGUCUCGUGGGAUGGAAAUGGAAGCAAACCAACUUGGAUCACUGAUGGGUGUAACACGACUUAUGAUAAGGAUAAGAUAACAUGUUCAUGUUAUCACUUGACUUUCUUCGCUGUGCUCAUGAGCCCUGUGGAUACACCCAUUUCUAACCAAGACCUCGUCGCUCUCUCCUACAUCACUUACAUCGGCUGCGGCCUGUCCAUGUUCUUCCUGGGCAUCGGUCUCUUCAUGCACUUUCUGUUAAGGAAAGCGAAAGCCAGUAAUUCGGUCCACGUGUUAAUAAAUCUCUUCGUGGCACUGUUCCUGCUGAAUCUGACCUUCCUGUCCAACGAGUACGUUGCACGCAUGAAUCAGAUUACCGCCUGUCGGGUCAUGGCCGGAUUCAUGCACUAUUGCAUGCUGGCCAGCUUCACCUGGUUUGCUGUGGAAGCCUUUCACCUCUGCCUCCAAAUGGCCAAACCCACGGUCACCAUCGACCAUUACAUCACCAAGAUCUCUGUUGUUGGAUGGGUUCCUCCGGCUCUUGUCGUGACUUUCAUGUAUUUUCUGGGCAAAUACGGUGAGAAGACCAUACAGACUGAAACAAGCAACAAUGGAACGAUGUGCUGGAUCAACGACCCUGUUGUGCAUUAUGGGGUGAACAUUGGAUAUUACUGUUUCGUCUUCAUCUUCACGUUAAGCACCUUCAUUGUGAUCCUGCGAUGGAUCUGCAUGCUGAGGCAGAAAAGAUGGAACAAGAUGGAGAAGAUAAAUGGCUCGAAGACCGGCACCUCUGACGUAGUCACCGUCAUGGGUCUCUGCUGUAUGCUGGGACUCACCUGGAGUUUCAGUUUCUUCAGUUUCGGAGCUCUGCGCGUGCCCUCGUACUACAUAUUCACCAUCCUGAACUCCUUCCAAGCAGUAAAUAUGGCUAUGAGAAAUGCGUCCCGGGUGGAGGUGGAAGCAGAGGGUGAGGAGGAGGAAAACUUUGGGCCACAGCCUGUCUCCCGUCUGGAGCAAUCUGGCAUCAGUAGCAGUGACAUCAAAAAGCUUGAAGACGCUGGCUUUCACACUGUUGAGGCCGUGGCGUACGCACCCAAGAAAGAACUGCUGAACAUCAAGGGAAUCAGUGAAGCCAAAGCCGACAAGAUCCUGACUGAGGCUGCUAAAAUGGUUCCCAUGGGAUUCACGACGGCGACUGAGUUCCAUCAACGCAGAGCUGAAAUAAUCCAGAUCUCCACUGGAUCCAAAGAACUGGAUAAUCUCCUGCAGGGAGGAAUCGAGACGGGAUCCAUCACUGAGAUGUUCGGAGAGUUCCGUACAGGAAAGACACAGCUGUGCCACACGUUGGCCGUCACCUGCCAGUUGCCCAUCGAUCAGGGCGGCGGGGAGGGAAAAGCCAUGUACAUCGACACGGAAGGAACGUUUCGUCCAGAGAGACUCCUGGCUGUGGCUGAGAGGUACGGGUUGGUGGGCAGCGAUGUGCUGGAUAAUGUAGCGUAUGCUAGAGCCUUCAACACAGACCAUCAAACACAGCUGCUGUACCAGGCCUCCGCCAUGAUGACCGAGUCCAGAUACGCUCUGCUGAUAGUAGACAGCGCCACAGCACUUUACAGAACAGAUUAUUCUGGGCGAGGAGAACUGUCAGCCCGUCAGGGGCAUCUGGGGCGAUUUCUACGCAUGCUGCUCCGUCUCGCUGAUGAGUUUGGUGUGGCUGUCGUCAUCAGUAACCAGGUGGUGGCGCAGGUGGACGGAGCGGCCAUGUUUUCUGCCGAUCCCAAGAAGCCGAUUGGUGGAAACAUUCUGGCACACGCAUCAACUACUCGAUUGUAUCUGCGGAAGGGUCGAGGUGAGACGCGGAUCUGUAAGAUUUAUGACUCUCCGUGUUUGCCCGAGGCUGAAGCCAUGUUCGCCAUCAAUGCAGAUGGAGUGGGUGAUGCCAAAGACUGAGAAAUAAUGCUGGUCAGAGAAACCUUUAUUACUGUGUGAAACCAGGAAAGUGUUUGUGACCUGACGGUUUCUCAGAUACACAUUGUUGGGCUGGAAAUGUUAAAAGGUUUUGAAAGAGAAUGAAAGGUGAAAUUUCGCCUGAAACUGGCACCGUACAGAAGAGCGGCUUCUAUAAUACAUCGCAAUAUUAACAGCAUUGUGUGAUGGUGUUUUCGUUUAUUUCUGUACAGUUUUACAGAGCUAAAUCACUUAUUAUUUGAGGUCCGCUGUGGAGAAAACUGUUUUUCUUAUUUACAUGUUUUUUGUUGUAUUUGUUUUGAACGGGUGAUUUUCUUGUACAUAAACUACACUGAAUUGAAGUAUUUUAACUGUUGAACUCUUUAUUACACAAACAUUU
Triplophysa rosa is the source of this 4002-nucleotide messenger RNA. RefSeq names its product DNA repair protein RAD51 homolog A. Bases 591 to 3605 code for a protein of 1004 amino acids. Gene Ontology annotation, biological process: chromosome organization involved in meiotic cell cycle; mitotic recombination-dependent replication fork processing; DNA recombinase assembly. NCBI's taxonomy places the organism in Eukaryota, Metazoa, Chordata, Actinopteri, Cypriniformes, Nemacheilidae. The record is from RefSeq and is a predicted model, not a curated record. Gene Ontology annotation, molecular function: G protein-coupled receptor activity; DNA strand exchange activity; ATP-dependent DNA damage sensor activity. The transcript is spliced from 28 exons. Gene Ontology annotation, cellular component: membrane; condensed nuclear chromosome.